AUGCAUGGGAUAAAAAGGAAACAAUACUCGAGAGAAAUUCUAAAACAAAAGCGUUUGCAAGAUCAAUUGAAGAUAAAAACAUACAAUAAACUCGUAGAUGAAACGUUAACUAUUCGUGAUAACAAGAUAUUUACCUCAGAAUCGUUACAAUUAACCAGCAAAGUCCUAGAACUAAACCCCGAGUUCAAUACCGUUUGGAAUUAUAGACGUGAUAUUAUAUUACAACUACAGGAUACUGCUCCUCCUGAGUUUUGGGAGAAUGAAUUACAAUUCACAAUGGAGAAAUUAAAGAGAUUUCCAAAAGUUUACUGGAUUUGGAAUCAUAGAAUAUGGGUAUUAAACAAUUAUUCUCAGGCAUCUACUAAAAUAUGGAUCCGUGAAUUAUCCAUAGUCGAUAAACUGUUAUCGAUGGAUGCCAGGAACUACCAUGGUUGGCAUUAUAGAAGGUUGAUAGUUAAAAACUUAGAGACCUUAAAAAACCAAUUGAUGGAUAAAGAAGAAUUGGGAUAUGUUACAACGGUUAUCAAUAAAAAUAUCUCAAAUUAUUCAGCAUGGCAUCAAAGGGUUCAACUAAUAACCAACUUGUUUAAAGAGCACGAACUAAACAAAAAAGAAAUGAAAAAAAUGGUAUUGGAUGAAAUAUCUUACAUAACAAAUGCCAUAUACACAGAUGCCGAUGAUCAAUCUGUUUGGUUUUAUACAAACUGGUUUAUUGAAAACGACAUUGUUCGUUUGGUUUUGACUAAUGAAGAGUACAUGAAGAUGUUAGGAGAGAUGAAAGAAAAUAUUAUCUUAAUUAAUAACGAUGAUUUGGAAUUUUCUGGUAAAGAAAACAAUUGGUGUCUGAAGAUGUUGAUUGUAAUCGAAGGUGCAUUGAAAUCUACUGGCCAUGCUGUAGAAACAGAUCACACAAAAGAAUACCUCAAUAAAUUAAUCGAUUUAGAUCCACAAAGGAAAAAUAGAUAUUUGUAUUUAUUGUCAAAAUAA
This is a messenger RNA of Maudiozyma barnettii, 987 nucleotides long. RefSeq names its product Rab geranylgeranyltransferase BET4 (gene BET4). Gene Ontology annotation, molecular function: Rab geranylgeranyltransferase activity. NCBI's taxonomy places the organism in Eukaryota, Fungi, Ascomycota, Saccharomycetes, Saccharomycetales, Saccharomycetaceae. The record is from RefSeq and is a predicted model, not a curated record. The transcript has 2 exons. The coding region runs from base 1 to 987 and encodes 328 amino acids. Gene Ontology annotation, biological process: protein geranylgeranylation. Gene Ontology annotation, cellular component: cytoplasm; Rab-protein geranylgeranyltransferase complex.